AAAAGACUCCAAGAAAUGGGGUGUAAGCUGUCAAGGGCCGGGGAGGGCCCGGGAUGUGACAAGGCCGCAGCCGCGGCCGCUGGAACCUCCAGCGAUUGCGGAGACGCAGCUACACGGCGGUCGGCGUUGCUGACGCCGUCGACUUCACCUCCCCCAGCGCCGACGCCUUCGUCGCCUUCGCCUCCCCCAGCGCCGACGCCUUCGUCGACUUCGCCUCCCGCAGCGCCGACGCCUUCGUCGCCGACGGCUUCCUCGCCCUCGCCGUCGACAUCUUCGCCUUCGCCUUCGCGUCCGCAGUCCCCGAGUCCGACGCCUUCGUCGCUAUUAUCUGCUGAUGAGUCCUCAACAUCGACGCCUUCGUCGACAUCAUCUACUGACGAGGAAGACCUAUGGGAAGAGGAGUUCCUACAGUCUAUUGAAAUCACGCACCCUCAGGAAGACGAACGGGGGGAGGAGCAGGAAGUUGAUCCAUUUCUGGAGUCUCUUGGCACCACUCAUCUGACUAGCACACGCUCUCAAAUGAUCACCGAGAAUGAUGACAGUGGAGGGGUUUCCAACAGUAGAUUCAAGCUUGGUCAUAAGGAACUUGUUCUGACUUUGGACAAUUAUGAUAAUGACAUCAUCACUGAAAAGAUCAUGCUACUCAGUAAAAAGUAUGGUUUCUUUAGACGAGUCCCUGGAGAUGGCAGCUGUUUUUACAGAGCUUUCAUUUUCAAUUACUUGGAGAAUACUGUAGAAAUAAAGGAUGAUGACAAUCGCAAGACAGAAGCUGCCCGCCUCAGACAGCGUGUUGAAACAUACAUGCUAGCUUGUUAUCGUUACGACGAAGACUUACUGCCUGCUUUUUGUGGAUUUGAAUCUGUGGUUAGCUUAAUUGAACAGGGCCUUGCUGCCGGAGAACUAUAUCACAUGGAGAUGACCGAACAUGUCACAUCACAAAUAUUGCCCCUCCUCAGGUCGCUGACUGAGAUUGAGAUACGCAUGAGCGAAGACUACUACCAUGCUUUUCUUCCAGGAGACUAUGAAUCAGUUUCUGAGCUUUGCAUAUGGGAAGUGCGUGCUGAGGACGGCGAAGCCAACCAUAUGCAGAUCAGAGCGCUUGUAGAUGCACUAGGCAUCCCUCUCAUCCUGGAAAAUCUUGAUGGAAGCUCGCCUGUAAGGCUUAAUCCGCAUCACAUCUACCCUAGUCAAGAAUCUAAAGCAGAAGAAUUGGAGCAGUCAAUUGAUAGUGAUGAUACCACAACACCCAUGGCCCAUGUUGAGCGUGAGGGGUCUAGAAACUUGUCGCCGGCAGAAAGAAGGAGGUUAGUGACCUUAUUAUAUAGGCCUGGGCACUAUGAUAUCAUUUAUCCGAAAUAGAACUAUCCAUGGAAGAUGACUCUGGUCUGUAACACUUCUGAUUGAAUGAUAUUGCGCUAUAUCUCUAGGCUAGACAUUUAUAUUUGAUUUUGGAUCUUGACACUUGUCCUGCUGCUGCCUGAGUUUAUAGACCUACUGCAUUUGUCUCCUUCA
Lolium perenne is the source of this 1512-nucleotide messenger RNA. RefSeq lists its product as uncharacterized. Gene Ontology annotation, cellular component: nucleus. The record is from RefSeq and is a predicted model, not a curated record. Gene Ontology annotation, biological process: protein K48-linked deubiquitination. Gene Ontology annotation, molecular function: cysteine-type deubiquitinase activity; ubiquitin binding. Lineage: Eukaryota; Viridiplantae; Streptophyta; Magnoliopsida; Poales; Poaceae.